AUGCACUUCUCCGAGUCUCGCGGCCAAUUUCUCAAUACCGUGCAGGAUGCACUCCGCCGAUACGAUUCACAACUGAAGGAAAUCAAUUAUAAAAUCUGGUCCAAUCCAGAGCUCGCAUAUGCCGAGCACCAGGCCCACGACCACAUCUGUGAGUUGUUCGAAAGCCUGCAGGCCGAGGGCUAUGGUGACUAUACCGUUCAUCGGCAGGUCUACAGCCUCGAUACCGCUUUCGAGGUUGAAUACACGCACGGAAAGGGGGGUCAUAUCGUAAUUUUCAAUGCAGAGUACGAUGCUCUUCCCGGCAUCGGACACGCAUGUGGUCACAACCUCAUUGCCACCAGCUCCAUUGCUGCAUUCAUCGCAACAUGCGAAGCCAUGAAAGCGCACGCUCAGUCCAUGGCUGGGUCUGGAUUCACGCUUCGUCUGCUCGGAACUCCUGCCGAGGAGUCCGGGGGUGGCAAAGUACAUCUGCUCAACAAGGGGGCCUACAAAGGCGUAGAUGCGUGCCUCAUGGUGCACCCCAUCCCCCUUAUUCCAGCAGCCCCUACGCUGCAGGGAAUGGCUACCGUCGUCGAAGGCGGGUUCCUUGCUAAUCAUAAGGUCAAGGUUACUUUCACUGGCAGGUCGGCACAUGCUGCGGCGGCCCCCUGGGAGGGUGUCAAUGCAUUGGAUGCGGUGGUUGCGGCAUACCUCAACGUUUCACUACUCCGCCAGCAGAUUCUUCCGUCUCAGAGGGUCCACGGGGUUAUUGUUAACGGUGGUGAGCGCCCUAAUAUCAUCCCUGCGUCGGCGACUCUGGAUUAUUACAUCCGCUCGCCGACUGUGAGUUCAUUGGAAGAUCUGAAGGAGAAGGUGCUGAGGUGCUUUGAGGCUGCGGCGACGGCUACUGGCUGUACGCUUGAAUAUAAUUGGGGUCCUUCAUAUGCCGAUCUGAAAACGAACAUGCCAAUUUGUGAGAGCUAUGUUGCCGCAAUGCAAGCCAUGGGCCACCAUACUGUGCUUGACGACUCGGGACAAAAGAAUGCUCUGGGUGGAGGAUCCACUGAUAUGGGCAAUGUUUCAUACGCCGUUCCUGGAUUCCAUGGUCUCUUCACCAUUCCCACGGAAGGUGUCAACCAUACACCCCAGUUCACCAGUGGUGCUGGAUCGAGCGAAUCAUUCCAAAGGGCUCUCGCAUGUGCAGCAGGCAUGGCUGUUGUAGCCUGUCAAAUACUCAUUGAUGAUAAAUUUGCCGGGGAUGUGAAGAGAUACUUUGAUGAACAUUGA
Messenger RNA from Penicillium bovifimosum, 1266 nucleotides. Its product is annotated as M20 family metallopeptidase. Bases 1 to 1266 code for a protein of 421 amino acids. Gene Ontology annotation, molecular function: dipeptidase activity. The record is from RefSeq and is a predicted model, not a curated record. The transcript is spliced from 4 exons. NCBI's taxonomy places the organism in Eukaryota, Fungi, Ascomycota, Eurotiomycetes, Eurotiales, Aspergillaceae.